CUUGUGGCGUAUUGCACAAGAGAGAGUCACAGAUCCCCUUGCAUAUUUACAUGGUUCUUAGAGCAACUGGUCUCACAUCCACACUGUCCUCUGGUCAAACAUGAAGUCCUCUUUGGUGUUCACAUUGAUGUUCACUGGUCUUGUCUCCAUCUUCCCUCAGUCUUCGUCCAGUGACUGUGUGUGUGACCUGAAGAACUCUGAGCACCCCUUCCCUCAUGACAAGCUGCAGACUGUAGAGAACAGUGCCUCAAAGUGCACUAAAAACAUCACUCCACAGCAGACUAUGGAGGUGGAGGGUCUGUUGCUGGGUCUCAAGAGGCGUCUACCCCAGCUGGAGGCUGAUGUGUCAGUGCUGGAGCAGGAGGACGAUGGGGAUCUGUAUGGGACGGUGUCUCUUCAGGUCAUAGAGAAUGAACUGUCGGAGAUCCAGAACCUCAUCGACAAACUCAACAUUAGCACUCACAGCCACCAACGCCUCAACACAGACACUGCUGAACAGCUGCAGGAGCUCAAAGAAGAGAUGGGGAAGCUGGAGAAAUUUGACAACAUGCAGGUGGUCAGGGGAAAGGAGGUUAACAAACGUCUGAGGAGGGACUUGGACCAGUGCCAGAACGGCCACCAUCCUACUGCCCCACCCCCUGAACCUGCACCUGGAAACUGUCCCCUGGGACACCUCCGGAGCGUGACUGGUCCCAACACAUAUUCAAUCACUGAAUAUGGUGCCUCAUAUGCUUAUGGCUCCUGGGGUCGCGACCCCAAACCUGCUGCAGGGAAGGAGAGCUGGUUUUGGAUAGUACCUUUGACUUCAAGCAAUGUCUUCUCUAACUUUGUGAGACUUUAUAGCAGCCUGAGCUCUCUGGUUGUGGGGGUCAGUGUUCCAGGCACUGUGGCGAUUCACCCCUCCAACCCCACCACCAACACCAUCCAGGGGCCUAACGUUGUAAUGUAUGGGGACGCCCUCUACUACAACUGCUACAACAAGGAUGCUGUCUGCCGCUUCAACAUCACAGCAAAAACAGUCACCACUGUGGGCCUGCCCAAAGGUACUGGGUUCAACAGCAAGUUCAACUUCUGCCAUCUGGAUGCUUGUUAUGGUUACACUGACAUGGACCUGGCUACUGAUGAGUCUGGUGUCUGGGUGAUCUACAGCACCCCUGAUAACUUUGGUAACCUGGUCCUUGCUGAGGUGAUCCCUGAAAGUCCUCCCACCCUGGGCCGGACCUGGACCACUUCAGCUCACAAGCGUGCUGUGACCAACACCUUUAUGGCGUGCGGUGUGCUCUACGCCACACGGUACCUGAGUAAGGAAGCAGAGGAGAUCUUCUACUCCUUUGAUACUGUGAGCGGCCGGGAGCGUUAUGACAUCGGUAUGGAGAUCAAGAAGAUGUCCACCAACAUCCAGUCCCUCAACUACAGCCCCGUUGACCACAUGCUGUAUGCCUACAGUGAUUCGAUGGUUGUUUCCUACAAGGUUAAUUUUGGGUAAACUUUAUACAACUUGACAGUGUGAAUUUUGUUGUGUGCAGAUCUUUACCACCUCCAGCAUCAGUGGAAGCAAGAGUAAAACACGUUGUCAAUCAUUUUUUAAAUAAAACCAGUGUUGCAAAGAAAUGCAUUGAUUAAACAUGUGACUAUACUGACA
This is a messenger RNA of Oncorhynchus tshawytscha (Chinook salmon), 1642 nucleotides long. RefSeq names its product olfactomedin-4. The transcript is spliced from 5 exons. The record is from RefSeq and is a predicted model, not a curated record. Gene Ontology annotation, biological process: signal transduction. Bases 101 to 1486 code for a protein of 461 amino acids. Lineage: Eukaryota; Metazoa; Chordata; Actinopteri; Salmoniformes; Salmonidae.